Molecule: messenger RNA, 741 nt
Organism: Fusarium pseudograminearum CS3096
Lineage: Eukaryota; Fungi; Ascomycota; Sordariomycetes; Hypocreales; Nectriaceae
Exons: 2
Coding region: 1-741 (246 amino acids)
Biological process (GO): regulation of transcription by RNA polymerase II
Cellular component (GO): core mediator complex; mediator complex
Molecular function (GO): transcription coregulator activity
Source: RefSeq, a predicted model, not a curated record
AUGGCCGAACAGCAACAGGAGGCGCAGGCCCUCUCCUCCAUGUUCCCUAAUCCGCCGCCCUUUUGGCAAGAGUUCACACCUGAAAGGAUAUCGCGGAUUCAAGAACUAAGGACACCGUAUACUGCUGAGAAUGGCGGGGAUCCUUUGACGGUUCGCGUGCCUGAUGUUCCAGAAGAUCUCAUCAAUCUGCAACCACCAGCUGAGCCGGCAGAUGGGCGCUGGCGCGUGUUUGGUGACCAGUAUAUGCUCGAUGACAAGCUCCCAACUCUAGAGGAUCAGGGUAUCACAAAUCUCCCCUCGUCAUCACAGUCUGAAUCAAAGGACGCCAAGCGCUUUGACCGCGCUUUUGAACUCAAGCGCCUAGCCAAAUCUCUUCUUCUGAACUUCCUCGAGCUCUCUGGCACAUUAUCACGAAACCCAUCACAUGCUGAAGCAAAGGUUCAAGACCUACGCACUCUCUUCAUCAAUUUCCAUCACAUUCUAAACGAGUAUCGGCCACACCAAGCACGAGAAUCUGUCAUCGCACUCAUGCAGGAACAUCUCGACCGCACGCGUACUGAAACCAUGGCUAUACGGACGCAAGUGGACAAGGCUCGCCGGGUGCUCGAUGGUCUAGGAAGCUUGAGCGUGCCUGAUGUGCCAAAGGCGCUAGGGCAACAGGCUGAUGAGCAAAACAGGGAUGCGCUUGCGAAUCAAAGAGAAGCAGACGUAUGGGCUACCACGGAUGCUUUAUUUACUUGA